CAGAGCUCUCGCGUCUCCAGGCAACGGGAAUAACAGAGGCCGGCGGCGAGCCCCUGCGCGGCGCCUUCUGUUGGUGGGGGUCUGGUCGGGAAAACUAGGUCCUGGGGUUUCCCCUGAGCAGGAGCAAUCCCUGAAAGCCUCAGGCUUCUGUCCAGGCCUGAAUGGAUGGUGUCCAGUUGGUGCCACAUCUGCCUGUGGGUGUUAUGCUCCCAUAUAAUAAAACAGAAACUCCAGGGCUGCACUCAGCCAAACAAGAUUAUGGACAAUGUAACUCUUCCCAGAGGUCCUCCAUGGGGCACCUGAAGAACAGUUUCCACCAGAAGCUUUUGAACAACAAAGAGCUGAUGCUGGAUAAUCUCUACGCUCACUCCCAAUGGAACACCUUCACAAAAGCCUAUACCUAUCCCCACUGUGCUGGAAUCAACCAGCAAGUUUCAGGAAGUGAUUCCCAGGGCCAAGGAAGGGGUGUGUUUUACUCUUCCGGCCCUCAAUCCUGCUAUCCCAAGGCAAAUAACCAGGAUGUCAUCCCCUGUACAAAGAAGCGAGUUGGGGUAGACCGGGCAUACCCACUGAAACCUGUGUUCCACCGGAAAUCUCACAGUACUGGUGAGGCCAGCUCUGACGUGAACCAGAAUGUCUCUCCUGAGCCAAGAGAGUUUUCAUACAGCAGCUUUGGUUUGAGGAAUCAGGCAAAUUCAUCUGUGGUUGAGACUGUUUUUGCUGCCAUGCAGGGAGAAAGGGCCAUGGCAAAUCCUGACAGGACUAAGUGGAUGCAGAUCCAAAGACUUGAAGCUGCAGGGGAGAGCCUAGAGGAGGAAAUCCGAAGAAAGGAGAUCCUCUUAAGGGAAAAACUGAAAAAGACAGAGGAGGAACUCAGGAGAAUUCAGAAAGAAAAGGAACAGGCCAAGGAAAACGGAAAACGAGAGCUGCAGAGAAUGACACUCUCCAGGAGGAAAGCUGAAGGCAAUAGCAGCAACACCACAUAUACAUCUAUCUUCUCACCAGAAUUUGGGUCUGAGGAGUUGUUCAGCAGAGACAAGAGAGAGGACAAAACUCGGGGACAGUUUCAAGAAAAUUGUAGUCCAUUUCAGUUCUCUGAUUACAGAAUACAGAGGCUCAAAAGGGAAAGACUGGUGGCAAGCAAUAAGAAAAUCCAAGACCAAGACUCAGGGCCAUCCCUGGAGAAGUUUUCUCAGUCUCCAGAAGUGCCAGGCAGUGCUUCGCGGGGGUCUACCAGCAAUUCCAGCCUCUCCAGGGCACGAGACUCCUCAGGCUCCAGCUGUUUCACUGAAGAGCAAGAACUUGGGGAGUGCAGUCACUGUGGACGCAAGUUUCUCUUGGUCAGGCUGGAGAAACACUCCAAUGUCUGUAGCAGGAUGCAGGGUUCCAAGAGGAAAGUGUUUGACUCCUCCAGGGCCCGGGCGAAGGGCACAGAAUUAGAGCAGUACCUGAACUGGAAGGGACCAACCUCAGUUAAGGCUGAACCUCCUCAGAAGAGCGACUGGCGACAGAAGCAUGAAUCUUUUAUCCGUACCCUCCGUCAGGCACGAGAGGUCCAGCAGGUAAUUGCCAAAGGUGGAAACCCCUCAGACUUGCCCCCAAUCCUGCCUGCAGAAAAUCCGGACUAUAUUCAGUGUCCUCACUGUAGCCGCCACUUUGCUCCCAAAGUGGCUGAACGACACAUUCCCAAAUGUAAGACCAUCAAGAACCGUCCUCCACCUCCAAGGAGGAAUUACAGUUGAGCAGACAGCAGUGGAAACCUUGGAUAGUUCAGAAGGCUCUGCUUCUCUUCAGCAGUAAACGGGAGUAAUUUGAUGCAAAGCAGAAAUUUCUGCAGAGCUGAAAUCAGUGAGAAGAGACCCAUUGUUAAGCAGCAGGAGGUAUAAGGAAGCCCCAGCUUCCCACUAAAUUACACCCUCAGGCUGGUAUGCCUUAUGUUAUUUCCCUAAGAACUGAUGAGUGAAGACAUGUAGUGAAUAGACUACAUUAAAACUCUCUCCUCACAAGCCUGACUUGUGGUUUGUACUAGUAAA
Choloepus didactylus (southern two-toed sloth) is the source of this 2033-nucleotide messenger RNA. RefSeq names its product zinc finger C2HC-type containing 1C (gene ZC2HC1C). Bases 162 to 1742 code for a protein of 526 amino acids. The record is from RefSeq and is a predicted model, not a curated record. NCBI's taxonomy places the organism in Eukaryota, Metazoa, Chordata, Mammalia, Pilosa, Megalonychidae. The transcript has 3 exons.